Molecule: messenger RNA, 1976 nt
Organism: Physella acuta
Lineage: Eukaryota; Metazoa; Mollusca; Gastropoda; Physidae
Product: COMM domain-containing protein 5-like
Cellular component (GO): nucleus
Source: RefSeq, a predicted model, not a curated record
CUACAUAGCUAAACACUUUUUACUUUAGUUAUACAAACAAGCAACUGUUGUGCUGUGAAUAUCUUGUCGGUAAAAAUUUCAUAAUGAAUCUGGAUUAAUAAGUUAUUAUUUUUAGUUUGAAUUCUUCAUUCAGAGUCUGUAGGUAGGUUUAAAAAUGUCAAUCAUUCAAGUCAAAGGAGCUGGAGGAACAGUCGGCCUUGACAGAACAUCAUUUGUAGGUGCACGCACGCCACAUGAGAUACAAGCAAUGAUCAAACCUCUUGCCAAAUUGGACAAACUUAUGUUCACCAAAAUUUUGAAAGUGAUAGUUUCAGCAAUUCUAGGAACAAAACCAAAUUACCAAAGCAUACAAACUCUUCUCAAAGAGAACCUAACAGAGGAAACAUUUGCUGUGAUAUAUUGCGGCAUCGAUAAACUUGUGAGACUGGCUCUAAAAAUACCAAGCGCCUCACUGCGUAAAGAGUACUUUCUACAAGACCUUACAGAUUUACAAAUUCCGGCAGAAUUUCAUGAGGAUUUGGCCACUUGCAUCUUUGGCCCAGUGAGAGCUCAGAUUGAUGAGCAGUUGACCUCAGACAGGCCCAGGUUCCCAUCUCUAGAGCAUCUGGACUGGAGAGUUGAUGUUGCUAUAUCUACUGGAGUUUUGAAUAGAGUACUCGUCCGAGGUGUUACUAUGGAUAUGUCCUUGUCAGAUGGAAGUGUUAAAAAUUUUGAGAUGUCUGUGUCCAAGUUUCAAGACCUGAGGUUUCAAGUGGCGUCAGUUCUUAGUGAAAUGGAAAAACUUGAAAAACGAAGUAUACUGAAAAUCAAAGACUGAGAUGUAUAAAGUACUUACUUUGCUGAAAUAAUUUUUCUUUUAAUGUGUCUGAGUGUUUGGAUAGUGAUAUUUUUCAAGUUGAAGAAUAGCAAAUUAUGUCUUAUAUUUGGAGUUGUGAAUGUCCUGUUUGAGAUACUAGUGGACCAUUUGUUAGUUUUUUAUAAUGUUUAUGUAAAGAAGAAAAUUUAUAAACUGUAAUAUGAAAUUCAUGUUAAAAUAAUGUUUACUGCUUUGUUUUGCUGAAAAGCUUAUUUAAAAUAUGUAUUGCUUAUAAUAAUUAAAGUCAUAAUUUUAAAUAUUUAAACCAGAUUGUCCAUGGGCAUAUGAGGUAGAGGUCUUGUUUCUCCAACAGCUUUUAUAAAAUGAUACUGUGGUCAGCACUAUGCCCAGCUGUCUUUACUUUCCCUACCCAAGCCAGAUAUCUGUCACGUCUUGGUGGGAUAACUAGUCUGAUUACCUGUUUUUCCAAAAUCGUUCAUAAAACUUUUAUAGUUAAUAUUUGUUCUUGGCCAUCAGACUAUAGUUUUUAGGAAAAUGCAUCUAAAAUUUCAUAGGAUGUAAUUUACUCAAUAAAACUGUUCUAAAUAAUUUAGUUUAUUAUAACAUGUUAAAGAGCAUUAAAUUAAUGAUGCGCAAUCUAAAAUUUUUUUUCAUUUUUGAGAUAGAACAAAAUACAAAUACAAUUAAAAAGUUUAAGUUUAAAAACUUUAAAUAUUGAAUUUCAAAACACUUUUAUAGCCAGUUACGAUAGCUAUUCCAGAUGUAUUAUGUACUUAAGUAUGAAUGCCGUCUUCUGGUUUUGAAUCUGAUUGUCUUUGGUCUUUAAUUUGCAUUGUUUCUCACCUUUCUUUGCAAAAAUUAACUUUUUUUAACAGAACAAGUAAUGUUUUACUAUUUUUUUUAAAAGUAGGCCUAUGUAGUAAAAUUGAAUGUUUAUUCUGUAAUUUAGAUUUAAUGUAUAAAUAAAAUGAAUGCAGGAGUCAGUAAUUUGCUUUGACUUAAAAUGUUUUAUACAAUAUUAAAGGAAGUUUUUUUUAUAGCAAAAACAAAAAUGAACAUGUAAAUGUAAGUAAACAUGUGAAUUUAAUACUGAUUGAAUAUAUUAUAUACAAUAAUUGAAUUAAUUGUUUUUAUAAUCGAAAUGUAUUAAAAACAUUAA